This is a messenger RNA of Coccomyxa subellipsoidea C-169, 411 nucleotides long. RefSeq names its product RAN binding protein, RANBP1. Lineage: Eukaryota; Viridiplantae; Chlorophyta; Trebouxiophyceae; Coccomyxaceae. The record is from RefSeq and is a predicted model, not a curated record. The annotation marks the transcript as partial. Gene Ontology annotation, biological process: nucleocytoplasmic transport. The transcript has 3 exons. Gene Ontology annotation, molecular function: GTPase activator activity. Gene Ontology annotation, cellular component: cytoplasm; nuclear pore.
GGAAGUGGUGAGACGGAGGAGGAGUGCCAGGCCGAGUUCAGACCAAUUGUGCAAUUGGAAGAAGUCGAGCGCGUCUCUGGCGAGGAGGGCGAGAAGACUCUUGCUGACUUCAAGAGCAAGCUGUACCGCUUCGACAACGACUCUGGGGAGUGGAAGGAGCGUGGCAUUGGGCAGGUGAGGCUGCUGGAGAGCAACGACACCGGCAAGAUCCGCCUGCUCAUGCGCCAGGAGAAAACCCUCAAGAUCCGCGCCAACCAUUUCGUGAUGCCCGGCACGAAGCUGCAGGAGCACAGCGGCAGCGAGAAGGCCUGGGUCUACUCCACUGUCGACUUUGCCGACGAGGAGCAGAGGCCUGAGCUCUUCUGCUUCCGCUUCUCCAGCAUAGAGAGUGCGCCCCUCCUGACUUUUUAA